AUGGUGCGACCACACGCAGAGGGAGUGGCUCCGACCAUCUGCUGCUGGUUCUCCCCGACCUGGGCUAUCUGGAUCCUCAGCAUACCCACAGUGGGGUCAUUGGUGAUUAAUUUCAUUUUGCUGCUCAACAUUCUGCGUAUCCUUCUGUCUAAGAUCAGGGCGUUCAACAGCGCUGAACACAACCAGAACAGGCGUGCUGUAAAGGCAGUUCUGAUCCUGAUCCCUUUGCUAGGCCUACAGAACAUGCUGACCCUGAUCAAACCACCCAUGGAUAAGGAAGCAGUCAUGGCCUGGGAAAUGCUGUCCGCCAUUCUCGUUUCUUAUCAGGGUGCAGCUGUGGCUCUGAUCUUUUGCUUCUUCAAUGGUGAGGUGCUGGCGGUUUUGAAAAGACGUUGGGAUCAAUGGCGGCAUAACUAUGACCCCGCUUUCAUGAGUCGACCCUCCAACAGCACCACCAUGGCCAUGACUUUAGACGAGUCCACUGUGAACCAUGGGGGAUACAGGAACGGGAACAAAAGGGUAGCUAAAACAUCGUCAAAGCAUGCCAAGGAUGCCACAGAACUCCAGCUGAUGGUUCCGGGGAACAAAGGCGAGAAAGGCGUCACGUUUGAGAACUGAUGGCCUCGCAUGGAAAAACCUUGACAGGGAACAAGAGGCUACAAAAUAAGAGGAAGCUAUGGCACAGUCAGGAAAUAACCUUGAAUAGAAUUCUCGUGCUGAUGUCCCUAUCUCGUGAUUCGGCCCAACCGUCGAGCCGUUAUGAAUUCAAACGAGCCAGCUCUACCGGCAGUGGGAUAAAUUUAUAGGAAUGCAAACCCUGAUGAGGAGUUUGAUAAACACUUCUUCUGUCUCCUCGGUCCCAAGUUUUUGACAAUGUAAACCAUGGAGCAUAAUGAAAGGUCUCAAACAAAUGCCAUCCGCGAGAAGGUGUUCGGAUUGUGAUGAUCUUUUAAUAUUGGCGUCCUCCAUUCAUACAUCUACAUGUUAAAAGCGUUACGCUAAAUUUUAGAUUCAUUUCUUCAAACUUUCACCUUUCAGAAUGUAAGUGUAUUGGCAAGAAAAGAGGGUCGUAAGUCGUAGUAGUGGAGUUACCCUCUAUACCUGGUGGAAGCCGAGGUUACAUUCAUCUCGGAACUACUGAGUCUUUAAACAAACUGUAGGACUUAAUUCCGUGGUCCCCAUGUCCGCUAAAUAUACGUCACUCUACCUCGUGGCAAACUGUGUUCUAGAUGUCCAAGAUUUUGACAUUUUGAAUCGGUUCAACACCCCUCCCUACUCCCAACCCCCCGAAAAAAAAAGAAAAAAGAAAAACAAACCGACUCCAUCCUAUCCAUCACCCAUGGAACAGAGGUGGGUUUGGAGAAUCAAUUAAUUGCGAGUUCGUUCUUAACUCUUUAAUUAAGAACAUAGCGGAAACACUGUCAUACCCGAUCAACCCAGACCAGAGUCGAUUUUGUGGCACGUUUCGAACCAUCUACACAAAUCAGAAACACAAUCAUAUUUUGUUGGUUGAAUAUUGUUGUCUGCCUUUGCAAGUUUCAGAAGAAAAAAAAAUGGAAUUGAAAAAUACAAAUGUAUGUACAAAUAACAAAAAAAUCACUUUUUAACUUGCCGAUGAAGAUUUUUGGCCCUAAAUGUCAAAGGAGAUUGUAGAACGAUCAAAAUGAGUAAAACAACAGCCAAUGCUUAAAAUGGCAUGUUUCACUCGUGACAUUUCAAUUGAAAUGAAUUUAUUGCCCACGAUACUUUGAAACUUAAAAAGGCACUAUUUUCGUAAGCCAAUUGGAAAUAUUAUGUUCCACAAUUGCUUAAAAAAUGAGCCUAUCCAUUGCAAUCAGCUUUUCGUUGGCCUAGAAACUUCAGCCCUUUUUUCUUCUUCUUUAUCAUGAAACAAUUGUGUGUUUUUUGUUGGUUUUUUGUGCGUUUUUCGAAACCUAUACAUGAUACGCAUAAGCUGUGGUUUGAACGACAACAAAAAAAAUUCUUAUUCUUCUGAGAAGAAAACUGGAUUUUUCUCCUCAAACUGUUCAACACCAUCCUCCACAAUCUAUUUAAUCCUCAUUGUUACUAUGAAUCAAUUGCCAAACCAUGUUGUCCUAUGAGUAUAGCAUGCUUUCAUUUAUGAGCUAAUGCACAAAAAAUAAAACAUCCAGAAACAGA
Aplysia californica (California sea hare) is the source of this 2160-nucleotide messenger RNA. Its product is annotated as calcitonin gene-related peptide type 1 receptor. Gene Ontology annotation, biological process: adenylate cyclase-modulating G protein-coupled receptor signaling pathway; cell surface receptor signaling pathway. Gene Ontology annotation, molecular function: G protein-coupled peptide receptor activity. NCBI's taxonomy places the organism in Eukaryota, Metazoa, Mollusca, Gastropoda, Aplysiida, Aplysiidae. Gene Ontology annotation, cellular component: plasma membrane. The transcript has 7 exons. The coding region runs from base 1 to 618 and encodes 205 amino acids. The record is from RefSeq and is a predicted model, not a curated record.